UUGGAGACAGAAUAAGGGAUUUAAGGUACAGGAAGAUGUCAUGUCAAUGAAUUAUCUCUCCAAAUGAAAAUUCAACGAUUUAAUUCUCCAUUGAACGAACCAUAUUAUUGAAUUUAAAAUGAGGGAUAACAGAAACUCAAGGGCCCUCCCUUAAAAUCGAGAUGUAUCUUUCAAUCGAGCCUUCCUGGAGGUGUCAUGAAAUGCCAAUGAUCAUCGUAUAAAGUUCCCAUUGACAUAACCACCGAAAAUAUAAAUUUGAUAUUAAAGAUUGGAGGUUAUGUCACGACUUAUUGGGAAUGAUAAAAGGCUUUGUCCCUAGCAAGGAGAGCCCUGUCCACCUGGCUGACCCUCUCCACAUCAGUUGGAUAACAAUGAGAUGUACAGUACCAGUGGAAUUUCUCCUCUGGCGACGUGAUAAGAUCCCAGUCAUUGGAAGACAACUUCUCCAGAUGAUAUUCGACCAAAAUCUCCACCAACAUCCGAUAUUCUUUCACAUAUUCAGCAAUGGAGGUGCCAUUUUGUACCAGCAGAUAAGUCUCGUCAUGCAGGAGAUGAAAAAUCACAUCAACGUGAAGGGCGUCAUAUUCGACAGUUCCCCAGGUGAACGAAGGGUCUCCUCACUCUUCAGGGCAGCCAGUGCAAUAGUUGGUGGUCGUCCAGUGACAAAUCUCCCGAUGUCCCUCUUCAUAACGAUAUUUUUAUCAGUUUUUUGGGUGUACGAGAUCAUCACUCGUUCAUGGAGUCCAGGCACCAGAGCAUCAACAAAUCCCUUUGAACUCACUGAGGAACCACAUUCCUGGCCCCAACUCUUUCUCUACUCAAAUGCUGAUACGUUAAUACCUGCAAUAGACGUUGAAAAAUUUGGAAGUCGUCGAGCUGAACGUGGGGUACCUGUUCAGCUGGUGCUAUUCACUGAUGCACCACAUGUCAAACUCUACGCAGUUUACCCAGAUGUCUACAUCAACAUCGUCUGCACGUUCAUCAACGAAUGUAUCACGAACAUCAGGAAUCAGACGAUUUUUGAUGAUUCGAUUGACGACGACGAGGACGAAAUACAGUUGAAGGUCCAGGGGACAAUUUCCGGGGUCAGGAGGAGGGUGAUCCUGCCCCAGGAGGCGAUCUCCAACGUUUCGUUGGACAAAUAAACAAUUGAAAGUUGAUUUUCAGAAUUUUUGACUUACUUUUCGAUGAAAAAUCAGAAAAUUCUUUUGUUUCUGGAGAUUUUGAGGGUGAAAUGUUAUGAUUAUUGUCACAAGCUGGUCUUGGAUGAUGAGUACGAGGGUUGGAGUUGAUGAGGAACGUGACAGAGGAAUUUUUAUGACAAAAGUUCAUUGACAAAGUUGAUUUUUCCUUCGGUGCAGGAGAUUGACACCAAACAUAACCUCAAAAUCAGAAAAAAUCGACGUAAAAAGGGAUUAAAGUGGAUUAAUACGCCCUAAAUUGGUCUGCUGUCAGCACAGGAUCGAAUAUCAAUCACUGGUGAAGUACUAUGAUCAUGUCUAAUGACUAAUUAUCACUUAAUUAAUUGAAUAAAGACUGAUUAUGCUUGAAAAAAUCAAUUUUA
Molecule: messenger RNA, 1564 nt
Organism: Diachasmimorpha longicaudata
Lineage: Eukaryota; Metazoa; Arthropoda; Insecta; Hymenoptera; Braconidae
Product: transmembrane protein 53
Exons: 5
Coding region: 297-1145 (282 amino acids)
Source: RefSeq, a predicted model, not a curated record